AUGGAGAGCUCGUUCCAGCGCCGCGGGCGGCGGUUCCGCGACAAGACGCUCGCGCGCGAGCCGCCCGCGACGGCGUCCACGGCGUCGCCGUCGACGCCCGACGCUUCCGCGCGAGGAGCGGGCACCCUCGGAGGAGGAUCAGGAGGAGGAGGAGUCGGCGGCGCGGGCGAAUCCCCGCCGCCCGUCGCCGCCGCGCCGGGCGCGCCCGCCGCGGGGACGCGACCGGGCCUGUACGGCCAGACGCUGAUAUCCACCGGGCUCGCGGAGUUCGACGACCUCGUCGGCGGCGGCCUCCCGCUCGGCUCGGUGACGCUGAUCGGGUCCGACGGCGCGAACGAAUCCUCCCGGGACGUCGGCCACGCGGGAACGUUCGCGCGUUACUUCGUCGCGGAGGGCGUCGCGAGCGGUCACCGCGGGCUGUGGAUGCCGCCGACGAGCGGGGCGAGGGACGUCGCGCGCGCGCUGCCGAGGAUCGUGUCGCCGGACGACGCCGCCGCGCGCGACGACGACGACGACGGCGGCGCCGCCGCCGGUGGCGACGACGGACUGCGCAUCGCGUGGCAGUACCGCCGCUAUCUCAGGCAGGGAAAAGCGCUGGACGACUCGAGAGUAGGCCGAGGGAGAGACGGCCUCGGCGCGGGCGUCUCCGCGUCCGGGGGAUCGAGCACGAGCGCGAGCGCGAGGUCCAAGUCGAGGCGAAACACCGGAGGCGUCGUGCGUCUGCCGGAGAUGUGCCACGCGUUCGACCUCACGAGGGAGAUGGACCCCGCGACGAUCGCCGCCGCGACGCUGCGCCGCGAGCCGUUCGAGCCGCGCACGUCGCUGAGCGACCUCGCGCGCGGCCGCGGCGGAACAGCGGGCGCGGAGGACGAAACGUCGGCGACGACGCGUCGCGCGAGGCGGACCCGCGACCGUCUGCGACGCGCGCUCGACGCGUGCGCGUCCUUCCGCCGCGACUGCGACGCCGCUGGCCCCGGCGUCGUCGGCCGCGUCGUCGUCCACCCGCCGGUCGACGAUAUCGACGUCGGCGGGCCGUCCGUCGAGGCCGCGGGCGAGUUCGCGCUCUUCCUCCGCGCGUUGCGCGCGACGCUCGGCGGCGGCGCCGUCGCCGCGAUGGUCGUGUUCCCAGUCGCCGCGUGCGACGCCGCGUCCGCGGCGAAGUUGCGGCACGCCUCGGACGCGUGCGUGGAGUUGUCGUCGCUGUCGUCGCCCGCUGGCGCGCUCGAGCAGCUGCUGCCGGACCCGCGGCUGUGCGUCGGGUUGGUGCGCGUGCGCAAGCUGUCCUUCCCGGGCGUCGUCGGCGCGUCGCCGCUGACAAAGAUGGACCACGCGUACGCGUUGCAGAUAAGGCGGCGGCGGAUGGCGAUCCGGCCGCUGCAGUUGUCGCCGGAAGACGCGGGCGGUGGCGGCGGGGGAGGGGUUGGGGGGAGGGGGGGGGAGGGGAAGCCGAAGAGCGCGUCCGCGGGGCUGUGCGGCGGGCCGCCGAACGCGACCAAGGCGUAUGAUUUUUAAAUCGAAGCCGUCGCGCGCGCAGUUUGGUACGGUGAGCCGCUCCGUGUUGCGUUGGCAUCUUAGACUAGUGUAUCUUAUAGAAGAAGAGAGAACGAAACGAAAGAGCUCAGCUCGGUCUGUCGUUCGCUCGCGC
Messenger RNA from Micromonas pusilla CCMP1545, 1645 nucleotides. RefSeq lists its product as uncharacterized. Lineage: Eukaryota; Viridiplantae; Chlorophyta; Mamiellophyceae; Mamiellales; Mamiellaceae. Bases 1 to 1512 code for a protein of 503 amino acids. The record is from RefSeq and is a predicted model, not a curated record. Gene Ontology annotation, biological process: tRNA wobble uridine modification. Gene Ontology annotation, cellular component: transcription elongation factor complex; elongator holoenzyme complex; cytoplasm. The transcript has a single exon.